Molecule: messenger RNA, 2130 nt
Organism: Diaporthe amygdali
Lineage: Eukaryota; Fungi; Ascomycota; Sordariomycetes; Diaporthales; Diaporthaceae
Exons: 2
Coding region: 1-2130 (709 amino acids)
Biological process (GO): translational initiation
Cellular component (GO): cytosolic small ribosomal subunit
Molecular function (GO): protein binding; translation initiation factor activity; tRNA binding
Source: RefSeq, a predicted model, not a curated record
AUGGCCAGUCCGUUGCAGUUCGCCUAUCGGACCCAAAAGGCAAUCGGCGUCUUCGAUGCCGCGCCUGCCUACGCUCCUCUUCCUGGGUUUGUCAAGCCCGAAGGGAACCUGCGCUGCUGCAUAUACUCUCCCUGCGGCCGGUACUUCGCCUGGGCCUCUAAUGAGGGCGUAAGCGUUGUUGACACCUCCGCCGGCCAGGUCUUGGCCUCACUUCCCCUGACCGCCGUCUACGAGCUGGGCUUUUCCCCCCGAGGCACCUUCAUUGCCACCUGGGAACGACCUUCCAAGGACGAGGCUGGCGAUGCCGCCAAGAAUUUGAAAAUUUGGCGCACCAUCGAAUCCUCUCCCGAUGAGGUGGCCAAGCAGCCGCUUGGACAAUUUGUGCAAAAGUCACAAAAUGGAUGGAACCUCCAGUAUACGGCCGAUGAGAAGUAUUGCGCCCGCAUCGUCACCAACGAAGUCCAAUUCUACGACAGCAACGACCUCAAAACCGUCUGGAACAAGCUGAGGGUCGAGGGUGUGACAGACUUUGCUCUCGCUCCCGGAUCCACCCACAACCUGGCAGUCUUUGUGCCGGAGAGAAAGGGCCAACCCGCUGCCGUCAAAGUCUUCAAUGUUCCCCAAUUCGCGAACCCCAUCUCCCAGAAGACUUUUUUCAAGGGAGACAAGGUCCAGCUCAAGUGGAACCAGCAGGGCUCCAGCUUGAUUGUGCUGGCCCAAACGGACGUUGACAAGUCGAACAAGAGCUACUACGGAGAGACCACAAUGUACUUGCUGAGCGCCAACGGCUCUUUCGACGCCCGUGUCACCCUGGACAAGGAGGGCCCAAUUCAUGAUGUGUCUUGGUCUCCCAAUGGGAGGGAGUUCGGUGUGAUUUACGGGUACAUGCCCGCCAAGACCACUAUUUUCAACCACCGAGGCGUUGCGACCCAUUCCUUCCCAAUGGGUCCUAGGAAUACCAUCAUCUUCUCUCCUACCGGGCGUUUUGUCUUGGUUGCUGGAUUCGGUAAUCUCGCGGGUCAGAUCGAUGUGUACGACCUCGAAAAGGAUCAUCGCAAGGUCUGCACCAUCGAAAGUGGCAACCCUAGUGUUUGCCAGUGGAGCCCUGACAGCGUCUACAUUAUGACUGCAACGACCUCGCCGCGCUUGCGUGUGGACAACGGUGUAAAACUGUGGCAUGUUGGUGGAGCCAUCAUGUACACUGAGGAGAUGGUCGAGCUUUACAACGUCAUGUGGCGGCCUCAGCCGGCCGACCAGCUGCCCCAGAACGUGGACCCACUCAACCCGGUCCCGACGCCCCACGAGUCUGCGGUUGCCUACCUCGGCACAGUCAAGACACCAUCGAAGCCCGUUGGUGCCUACCGGCCCCCGGGCGCGCGAGGCACUUUGACGCCGUUACAUUUCAAGCGCGAGGAUGAAGGCGGGGCCGCUCAUGUUAUGGGCAACGGCGCUCCUUCCGCCAGCGUGAACGGGUUCGGGCGAUCUCGUCGUCAGGUUCCUGGCGCCGAGUUCGCGGAGCCGGCCCAGGUCCCGGGAGCAGCUCACGCACGUCCAUCCGUUCCCGGCGCCGAGGUCGUUGGGGCCGACGAGAACUUGUCCAAGACAGCUUUGAAGAACAAGAAGAAGCGUGGGAACAAGAAGGCCAAGGACGCGGAGGGAAAGCCAUCGGGUGGCAACGAGGGUGGGUUAGCCCCUCCGUCACAGGAGUACGGCAGUGGAUCCGGGGGCGAGACUCGAAGGGGUGAACGCCGCGGGGGCCAGCAUCACGGGAGCUCAAGGAGCCGCUCGCGCCAUCCUCAGAAUGGCCAGGGCCGUAGCCGCAGCAACACGCAACGUAACAACGAGAACAUUCGCGGCAACGGGCUCCGGGACCACACUCCCUCUGGGCGGGAUCAGCCGCAAGAGACGGUCGAACAAGGCCCGGCACGAGGGGAUGAAACUGGCGCGAACGUGGCUCAGAAUCCUAACGCCAAGAAGAUGAGGGGCCUGCAGAAGAAGAUUCGGGCGAUCGAAGAUCUCGAGAUGCGUCUGGCCGGGGGUGAGAAGCUAGAGGACACACAGAUGAAAAAGAUUGGGACCAAGGUAUCCGUCCUCAAGGAGCUGGAGGCGUUGGAAAAGGACCCGGCGUAA